AUGCCCGAUAGAAACAAGACCAUAGCCAUUGUCAACGGUACUGGUCGUCAGGCUGCGUCGGUCAUUCGUGCAGUCGCAGCUGUCGGCUAUGCUGUCCGGGCGCAGGUUCAUUCGAUAGAAGGCCUGGUGGCUGAGGAGCUCGCCGAUUUACCAAAUGUCAGCUUGUUCGAGGGACCCUUGCUAAACAACCAAGUCCUCAUCGACACAAUAUUCGACACGGCUCAGAUUGCCUUUAUAAACACCAAUCCUCUGGGCGGAGAUGAGAUAAAAAUCGGUAAGGCACUGGCCAAUGCGGCGAAAAAGCGCAACAUACAGCAUUUCAUUUACAGCAGCAUGCCCGAUCAUUCCAUUCACAAUCCACGCUGGCCAGCACUUCCACUUUGGGCCUGCAAGUUCACAGUUGAAAACUACGUUCGGCAGCUUGGCCUCCCCUCCACCUUUGUUUAUGCCGGGAUCUACAACAACAAUUUUACCAGCCUACCAUAUCCAUUGUUCUGCAUGGAUUUCAAGGACGAUGGAACUCUUGAAUGGCGAGCACCUUUUCAUCCAGAUACGAAAUUACCUUGGUUAGAUGCGGAGCACGAUGUUGGGCCAGCUGUUUUGCAAAUUUUCAAGGAUGGACCUGGUAAAUGGCAUGGGCACAGGAUCGCCCUUGCAUUCGAAAUGCUCACCCCGAUACAAGUUUGUCAGGCGUUUGAAAAGGCGCUAGAACGACCCUGCAAAUAUGUCUUCAGCAAACGGAUCGAGGUGAAGGUACCCAUCCCAAAUGGAUAUAGAGAGCAACUUGCCGGUAUCGAAAUACUCUUUGGGGAAUACAAUGCGCCGUAUUUUCCUGGACCAGACUUUGAGUGCGACACAAGACGCAAAGGUAGCAAUGAAACGAUCACAGGAAGAAGCAGCAGCGAAGCAUCUCGCAAAACCAAACCUGGCAAACUGACGGACGAAGCUCGAUCCCUUUGGCCGCCGUAUAGAUCCAUCUACGAGUAUGCAAAGGAGGCCUUUGUCGUUGAGGAAGAGGCAAAUGGGAAAACCUGGAUGAUCGAUAAAAGCGUCAGCACUUGA
This is a messenger RNA of Fonsecaea multimorphosa CBS 102226, 1062 nucleotides long. RefSeq lists its product as uncharacterized. The record is from RefSeq and is a predicted model, not a curated record. The transcript has 2 exons. NCBI's taxonomy places the organism in Eukaryota, Fungi, Ascomycota, Eurotiomycetes, Chaetothyriales, Herpotrichiellaceae. The coding region runs from base 1 to 1062 and encodes 353 amino acids.